Messenger RNA from Lynx canadensis (Canada lynx), 4665 nucleotides. It is a transcript of the gene TTC19, whose product is annotated as tetratricopeptide repeat domain 19. Gene Ontology annotation, biological process: mitochondrial respiratory chain complex III assembly. The transcript has 10 exons. Gene Ontology annotation, molecular function: protein binding. The record is from RefSeq and is a predicted model, not a curated record. Lineage: Eukaryota; Metazoa; Chordata; Mammalia; Carnivora; Felidae. Gene Ontology annotation, cellular component: mitochondrial inner membrane. Bases 16 to 1149 code for a protein of 377 amino acids.
GGACGCCGCGCGAGCAUGUAUCGGCUGCUGAGCCCGAGUCUGGGCCGAGGCCUCCUGCGGGCCGCGGGGCGGCGGUGCCGGGACUGCUCGGCGCGCCUGCUCCUGGGGCGGGCAGGAGGCCGCGCGCCUGAGGUGGGGGUGCCGGCAUCCCGAGUCGCGCCGCGCGGCCGGGGCCCGGGCCUGCUGCCGCUGCUGGCAGCGCUCGCCUGGUUCUCGAGGCCCGCUGCGGCAGAGGAGGAGGAGGAGGAGCGGCAGGGAGCGGGCGGGGCCGCCGCCGAGGGCGCGGUGGACGAGACCGAGGCCGAGAUCAUUCAGCUGCUGAAGCGAGCCAAGUUGAGCAUCAUGAAAGAUGAGCCAGAAGAGGCUGAGCUAAUUUUACAUGACGCUCUUCGUCUUGCCUAUCAGAGCGAUAACAGGAAGGCCAUCACUUACACUUAUGAUUUGAUGGCCAACUUGGCAUUUAUACGGGGUCAACUUGAAAAUGCGGAAAAACUUUUUAAAGCAACCAUGAGUUACCUGCUUGGAGGGGGCAUGCAACAGGAAGACAAUGCGAUAAUUGAAAUCUCUCUAAAGUUGGCCAGUAUCUACGCUGCUCAAAAUAGACAGGAAUUUGCUCUUGCUGGCUAUGAAUUCUGCAUUUCAACCCUAGAGGAAAAAAUUGAAAGAGAAAAGGAAUUAGCAGAAGACAUUUUGUCAGUGGAAGAGAAAGCCAACACCCACCUCCUCCUUGGCAUGUGCUUAGACACCUAUGCCCGCUACCUUCUGUUCUCCAAGCAGCCAGCACAGGCACAGAGGAUGUAUGAAAAAGCUUUGCAGAUUUCUGAAGAAAUACUAGGAGAAAGACACCCACAGACCAUCGUGCUGAUGAGUGACCUGGCUACCACCCUGGAUGCACAGGGCCGCUUUGAUGAGGCCUGUGUUUAUGUGCAAAAGGCAUCAGAUCUGGCGAGACAGAUAGAACAUCCUGAGCUACACAUGCUGCUCAGUAAUCUCGCUGCAAUUCUGAUGCACAGAGAACGAUAUGCACAAGCAAAAGAGAUCUACCAGGAAGCACUGAAGCAAGCAGAGCUGAAAAGAGAUGAGGUUUCUAUACAGCACAUCAGGGAAGAGCUGGCUGAGCUGUCAAGAAAAAGUAGACCUUUCACUUAAUUUUAUGAAGCGCUAAAUCCCUUUUCGUUGUAGGGAAUUUUAAGUAACAGUGGUUAUUCUAGUCUCAGUGGCACCCAAAUCAAUGGCUUAAACCCUUUCUCCUUGAUAUUCACGUCUCGUCAGUUAGCUGUGGUGAAGGACAAGUUGUACGCACUGCCGCUUUUGUUCUUUAAAGGAAAGACGACUUGCACCCCUGGCUGAUGUUGACCUCUAAGGACAGAUGUCAAGUGAUGCUUUCCGUCGUAACGUAUGGUGUGGUGCUGUCGUGCUGGUCUAAGUGUACCUGUAGAUGGAGAUGGGCCAGUUGGCCUUCGGGGUGGGUGUGGUGAUUCAGCCAGGCAUCUCUAUCCUACGAUUUUGAUCCAUUGAUUUGCUAUACCUUCUUUUUUAUUUUAUCAAUAUCUGGAAGAACAGAACUGUCUCAUGGCAAAGGGGGAUUAUGGUGAGUUAUUUUUCUUAUCUAUUUCAUGAAGCUCAGUGUGGGACCUAAUGCAUAAUGGAGCAAAAGCAUUGUCGUGGUUUGUGCCAGCGCCCAGCAUGAAGUUUUAAAGUAGGAAGUAGGCCCUUGAAAAUACACCCGUUUAAUUAUAAAUCAAAGUAAACUGUAUGUCUUCAUAUCUGGUUCUAUAGGACUAUGAAAGAGGGGGGAAAAGGAAGGAUAUGAACACUUGUCAGUGCUGUUUGAGGACUCCGAUUCCUUUGCAGCCUAGGUCCCUGAACAGAGUCCUCUGCACGUGCCCAGGCUGCACCCCCAAACCUUCUGUCUCAGGGUCGGGCCUUAACAAGUGUAAUAUGUAAAAUCUCCCCAGUAGUUCUCAUAUGUUCUGCUUAUACAGUGGAAGGAUCACUGAUCUGGAUCUUAGUGCUGGCUUCUCGAGUUUGGGUCUCAGUAUCCUCAUCUGUAAGUAGGAAACGAAUGAGACUGUCUCGUAGCCAUGGGAGAAUGUAUUUUGUCCAAUGACCCUAAAUGAAGAGACUACUACUGUGUUCAAAGAGCCUUAUCACACUGCCUCAUAGCGUAUCAAGUAUAUACAUACAAGAUAGGUAGAUGGAGGUUUUUACCUCAGAAGUGUUGCAAAGAGCCCCUGGCCUAGGGCAAAGGCAAUUUUUGUAGGUGCCAUGAAGGAGCACUGUUAUUGUUGGUAAGCCUUUGGGGGGUGGGGGGUGUGAGUGGGAAUGGUAAACAGAUAUUUUUGUUUCUGUGUACAUACUAUUGGAAGAAUCCUUUCAUAAUAAACUAGAGACUCUACAACAACAUUGUAUGUAUUCCGUAAUCUUUGAGUUUCUCAUAAAAAAUAACUUACUAAAUAAGAAAAACAAAAUACUAGAAAUCCUGAGGUCCAGAUCCUCCAGGAUUAGACUAAGACGCAAAUUUUCUAUUUUGCAGAUGUAAAUUUCUUCCUGCUUUCUAAGCUCAUCUCUUACCACCCAGCUAGCUCCUUUGAGUCUAAUGAGAAACUAGAAUGUAAAUCAGAUUGAGUUUCAGUGCAACCCAGUCUUAAUUUAUUGGUUGGUGAUUUUUGAAAAAUUACCGUCAACUAGCGGACUACUCACCUACGUGGAGAAUGUUUUUGCUUUUUCACAAUUGCAGGGGUUACUGAAAGUAAGGAUUGUGACUCCAGGUUUUAUUUAAGAAUUUUUGAAUCUCCACAGUGAUUCCGCUCACGGUCCCGUCCUGGUGCUGGAAAAACUAUAGGUGUUUUCAGAGAGACAGUCUCUUCCUGUGGGUGUCUCCAUGAGAGUUCAUUUUUGCACAGCUGUAAAACAAGGUAGCAGGGCAGGAAGGCCGACCCCUUUGCCGACUGGUCUGAGUUCAAAAGUAAAUUGUUAAAAAGAGCAUAGCUGAAAUUUUUGAACUGUCACCAGCGUUUUCAGGGCAUAAAUAUUUAAAAACUGGAACCCGCACACCCAAGUUACUUCCCAUGAUAAACAUGCGCUGGAGAUCUGGCUGUCAGAAUGCUGCUAUGAACAGUAUUGGGAGGACUUUAAUUUAGAUCCUGGGGUGCUAAAAAAAAAAAAAAAAAAAAAUCACGCAGAAGGAUGCAGCUUUGGAACACUGAAAUCUCAGCCUGCAAAGAGUGUCCAUGCCUUGGUUUCAGCCGACUUCAAGUCCUCUGUCACUCUUGGGGCUGUCUGCCGUUUCGGUCCUGCCGAGGUGGACGUCCUCCCUCCGAGACGUUGGCUCCAUAGGUAAGCCCAUGAGAGUUCUGUCCUCUCGUUGUUCUCAACUAAGAAACAGUCCUGGACUUUCUCUCCCGUUCUGAACUCCAGGUGGUGGCGGAUGGCAUAGGAAAACACAUACGCACUGCGAGGAGGGGGCGAGGGGGGAGCACCACUCACUCUCCGGUCCUCAAGGAGAGCUGCGCCAGUAACAAGCUAGGCUCUGAGCCGGCUACUCUCAAAGACUGUGCUGACUUGGAAUAGCUCAAGACCUUCAGGGUCAUGGAAAAAUAAUCAUGAUCUCUUUUGGGUCAGCUGACACAGUAGAUUAUUAACAAAGUCUCAGACAUUACGAGCAGCAGAAAACUGUCGAUUAGAACAUUUAGUUACGGUUUUUCACGCACGUGAAAAUUUUAUGUAUAUCAUCAAGUGGUGCCAGCUUUCCAAGUGGAAGGAAUCUGAUCACUAAACCUGCUCUCAAGUUUACUGUGAGGACUUCAGGUCUAAGACAAGAGUAGAAUAGUAACAAGAGUGAAGGCCUUAACCAUGUAGGCAAAGGACUGAGCCUGUGUCCUCAUUAUUAAAAUCGGGAUCAGACACCAAUGCUGAGGGUGAUGCGAGGAUCUCGUUACAAAGGAGGCAGUCAGUGGUUCCCAUACACCUGCUUUCUGUAGAGGCUUGCAUACUUUUGUUAAAAAGUUGAGAUCUACUUAGAAGUCCAUGAAGUGCUCACGUGUAUCAUCCCGAGAGACCUCUGCCUCUCCCCUUUCUCAUCUUCAGUGGCAUCCUUCCAAAACAGUAUCCACGUGCCGCUCAAGGAUGCUGCAGCACUGUGAAGUCGUAAAAUAAAAAUAAUCUCACAGUUCAAUAAGCAAUUAUGAAGGGUGAAACUGACCCCUUCAUAAUUAUUUGCUCCUUGAGAUUCGGUGAAAGAUUCACCAGUAAACUCUUGCCCACGAGGAAUCACAGGGAGAGUAAGAGUAAGCACUGGCACAUGGGGAAAGGGAAGUGAGGCUUCGGGAUACACAGCACAAGGCAAAGCUAAGAGAUUCUGUACGGAUCGUUACCUUCUAACUCAACCGAUAAUACAGAGCAACCCACUCCUCUGAAACCUGAGACAUCAAGAGCCUUAAAUCACACAUCAUCUAUGUGGCUAUGGACAGGGUAGUCCAAUUUAUUUCGAAACAAAAGCUCUGUUGGGCUGCAUCAAAUGCAGGAGAAAAAGAAUAUUUAGGGCCACGGUUAAGUUACCAGUGUGCAUAACAGUGAGGUAUGCCUCAAAUAAGCCUUUUGUUUUUAAACUUUAAAAACUGAACUAUAACAUACCCAUGCAGUAAUAUUUUUCAGUGCCACUAA